This is a messenger RNA of Lontra canadensis (Northern American river otter), 1891 nucleotides long. RefSeq names its product dihydropyrimidinase like 4 (gene DPYSL4). Gene Ontology annotation, molecular function: hydrolase activity, acting on carbon-nitrogen (but not peptide) bonds, in cyclic amides. The coding region runs from base 131 to 1849 and encodes 572 amino acids. The transcript has 14 exons. The record is from RefSeq and is a predicted model, not a curated record. Gene Ontology annotation, cellular component: cytoplasm; cytosol. NCBI's taxonomy places the organism in Eukaryota, Metazoa, Chordata, Mammalia, Carnivora, Mustelidae.
ACUCGGACGCCCCGCGCCCCCACGUACACGCCCGGGCUCUGCGCGCCCCCGCCCGGGACCCCCAGGCCCGCUCCUCUCCAGCUAGGCCACGCGGGCCCAGCCAGGCGGCCGCGCCCGCCGGAGGAGCAGGAUGUCCUUCCAGGGCAAGAAGAGCGUCCCCCGGAUCACGAGCGACCGCCUUUUGAUCAAGGGUGGGAAGGUCGUCAAUGAUGACCAGUCCUUCUACGCGGAUCUGUAUGUGGAAGAUGGCGUGAUAAAACAAAUCGGAGAAAACCUCAUUGUCCCCGGAGGCAUCAAAACCAUCGAUGCACACGGCCUGCUGGUCCUGCCCGGCGGUGUUGACGUCCACACGAGGCUGCAGAUGCCUGUCCUGGGCAUGACCCCAGCGGACGACUUCUGCCAGGGGACCAAGGCCGCCCUAGCAGGAGGGACCACCAUGAUCUUGGACCACGUGUUCCCCGACGCGGGUGUGAGCCUGCUGACGGCCUAUGAGCAGUGGCGGGAGCGUGCGGACGGCAGAGCCUGCUGUGACUACUCUCUGCACGUGGACAUCCCCCGCUGGCAUGAGAGCAUCCGGGAGGAGCUGGAGGCCCUGGUCAAGGACAAAGGUGUGAACUCCUUCCUGGUCUUCAUGGCGUACAAGGACAGGUGCCAGUGCACAGACGGCCAGAUGUACGAGAUUUUCAGCAUCAUCCGGGACCUGGGUGCGCUAGCUCAAGUGCACGCAGAGAACGGGGACAUCGUGCAGGAGGAGCAGAAACGGUUGCUGGAGCUCGGCAUCACCGGCCCUGAGGGCCACGUGCUCAGCCGCCCCGAGGAGGUGGAGGCUGAGGCUGUGUACCGUGCCGUCACUAUUGCCAAGCAGGCCAACUGCCCCCUGUAUGUCACCAAAGUGAUGAGCAAGGGUGCGGCUGACGUGAUUGCCCAAGCCAAGCUCAGGGGGGUGGUCGUGUUCGGGGAGCCCAUCACUGCGAGCCUGGGCACUAGUGGCUCGCACUACUGGAGCAAGAACUGGGCAAAGUCCGCAGCCUUCGUCACAUCGCCCCCAAUCAACCCAGACCCCAGCACCGCGGACCACCUCACCUCCCUGCUGGCCAGUGGGGACCUCCAGGUGACCGGCAGUGCCCACUGCACCUUCACCACUGCCCAGAAGGCUGUCGGCAAAGACAACUUCACACUCAUCCCUGAGGGCACCAACGGCAUCGAGGAGCGCAUGUCUGUGGUCUGGGAGAAAUGUGUGGCCUCAGGGAAGAUGGACGAGAACGAGUUUGUGGCUGUGACCAGUACAAAUGCAGCCAAAAUCUUCAACGUGUACCCAAGGAAGGGGCGAGUGGCAGUGGGCUCUGAUGCCGACCUGGUUAUUUGGAACCCCAAGGCCACAAAAAUCAUUUCUGCCAAGAGCCACAACCUGAACGUGGAGUACAACAUUUUUGAAGGCCUCGAGUGCCGAGGAGCCCCCGCGGUGGUCGUCAGUCAGGGCAGGGUGGUGCUGGAGGACGGGAACCUGCUCGUCACCCCCGGGGCUGGCCGCUUCAUCCCCCGCAAGACGUUCCCCGACUUCGUCUAUAAGCGGAUCAAGGCGCGCAACCGGCUGGCAGAGAUCCACGGUGUGCCCCGAGGCCUCUACGAUGGGCCCGUCCACGAGGUGAUGGUGCCCGCCAAGCCGGGGGGCAGUGCCCAGGCCCGAGCGUCUUGCCCAGGGAAGAUCUCGGUCCCACCCGUGCGCAACCUGCACCGGUCGGGGUUCAGCCUGUCUGGUUCUCAGGCUGAUGACCACAUUGCCCGCCGCACGGCCCAGAAGAUCAUGGCACCUCCUGGCGGCCGUUCCAACAUCACCUCGCUGUCCUAGGCGUCCCCGUGCGGCCCAGCGAGUCGCUGGUGUCCCGCCGGG